Hippopotamus amphibius kiboko is the source of this 1410-nucleotide messenger RNA. RefSeq names its product LIM domain only 1 (gene LMO1). Gene Ontology annotation, biological process: positive regulation of transcription by RNA polymerase II. The coding region runs from base 538 to 1137 and encodes 199 amino acids. NCBI's taxonomy places the organism in Eukaryota, Metazoa, Chordata, Mammalia, Artiodactyla, Hippopotamidae. Gene Ontology annotation, cellular component: nucleus. Gene Ontology annotation, molecular function: DNA-binding transcription factor binding; transcription coactivator activity. The transcript has 6 exons. The record is from RefSeq and is a predicted model, not a curated record.
CCCGCCCGCCCGCCAGCCCGCGGGUCGCGCCGGUCCGGCCGCGCUGCCUGUGCGCGGGGCUCAGCUCCGGGCGCCGGUCCUUCCGCCCCCGUCCGCGGCCGCGCUCGCCGGGCGCGGAGCCCGCGCGGGGCCGGCGGGAGCAGCGCAGGCGGAGGGCGGCGGAACCCGAGCCGUCCGCCCCUCCGCGUCCUCGGCCCGGGGCGGGCGAUGGUGCUGGACCAGGAGGACGUUCGUAGUUCCUUGCAAUUCUGAGGCACAAAAGUAGGUGAGACUGCUUUUGUAUCUGCGAAGUGCUUCACUCCUGAAUGUAAUUCUAGCUGAGUGCAAUCUAGGUUAAGAGCCGGACAAGCGGGUAAUUAGAGCCCGCUCGCUGCCCGAGGACCGGCCGCCCCGCCGAAGCGCGCCCGGAGUCGGCGCCCUUCUCCCGGCCGAGCCGAGCUGCGGCUGGACACGGAGCGCCCGAGAUGAUGGUGCUGGACAAGGAGGACGCCUAGAAGCCUAGUCUUCACCACACUCAAGCCUCAGGGUUCCACGUGGAUGUCCAGGCUCCCGGAUGACAUCUGUCCCCACCUCCUUCUCAACCGCCCCUCCCUGUGGCCUCAGGACCAGCGGCCAGGAGCCUGUGCCUCUGUGCACGCCUGUACCCACACAUGCCCACGCCUGCAUGGUGUGCCUGUGUGCACGGGGUGCAGCGUGCCGAUGCUCUCCGUCCAGCCCAAAGGAAAGCAGAAGGGCUGUGCAGGCUGCAACCGCAAGAUCAAGGACCGCUACCUGCUGAAGGCGCUGGACAAGUACUGGCACGAGGACUGCCUCAAGUGUGCCUGCUGCGACUGCCGCCUGGGCGAGGUGGGCUCCACGCUCUACACCAAGGCCAACCUCAUCCUGUGCCGGCGUGACUACCUGAGGCUCUUCGGCACCACAGGAAACUGCGCCGCCUGCAGCAAGCUUAUUCCAGCCUUCGAGAUGGUGAUGCGGGCCCGGGACAACGUAUAUCACCUCGACUGCUUUGCCUGCCAGCUUUGCAACCAGAGAUUUUGCGUGGGAGACAAAUUCUUCCUGAAGAACAACAUGAUCUUGUGUCAGAUGGACUAUGAGGAGGGGCAACUCAAUGGCACCUUUGAAUCCCAGGUUCAGUAACGCCCGGCGCCUGGCCUCCAGGCCCGUCUGUCUGUCUGCCCACCGCCCUCCUGCCUGGCCGGCCAGCCACUCUCCUGCCGAUUAGAAGUCCUCCAUCCUCGAUGGGAGGGACGGCCCUUCCUCUACCGCCGCCCGUCUGUGUGUGACCCCUCCUGGGGCCAGGCUGGGCCUGUACAGUCUGUCUUCUGUAUAUAAAUGGGAACAUUUAUUUUAUGAGAAAUGUAAUGCGAUUUUAUUACUGGCGUGGAUUAAACUUAUGAAUGUUUCCGGGGA